AUGAAUUGUCACACUGUGCGUGAAAUCAAGGCCAUAUGCGCAUGGGAAAAGCGCAACCAAUCCAAAGAACUUGAAAACUUUUGGAAGGAAAUAAAGGAACGUAUUAAUAAUAUUGGACCAUUUCCACGUUAUAUUUUUAGUAAUAGUCCUUUAUAUCUGCGACAAUAUUAUGAAGUGAAAAGUUCGUUGAAUUGCAUUACAGAACGCACUAUUUCAGAGUAUAUGGAUAUCCUAAGAGGUGAUGGUGAAUGGAAUGAUAAAAGUCCUUCCCAAGAUUUACUGAAAGUAUACCGUUUGGCCAUUGGCAAUGUUGAUUUUUCGAGGAUUGCAGCAUUUAAUGAUGAAUUAAAUAAAAGCAUACUUGUUCGAGUGAUGAAGGUUUGUCGUGCCCCAUACUUGAAAUUCUUUUUCACAGAUAGGGGCAUGAUCAUUGCCGAACAUUUUGAAAAACUUGGCGUUAUUGCUUUUACAGAUAAGAACUUUGUAACUGCGCUUGGUAAAGAACCGAAAAUAAUUCAACCACCUAAAGGUCGAGUGAGUCAGCAGAGUGUUUUACAACGGAGAGAUUUGAUUACAUAUGCUAGUAAUGGGUAUGACCUCUUUCCCACUGGUAUAAAUGAUGCCAGCAGGAGGAUAGAGUACAAUAUGCUUUACCAUCCUUCUAUAUCUAAUUUCCCUCUGGUGGAUGCUUUCUACCUUGUGAAAUCUGAAGAGGAAAGGGUUACAAUGAUUGGAAUACAAACGACAACUGCCAGAAGACAUGAAACCACAGUUACUGCAGUAAUUGAAUUCAAUAAAUAUCUUAAAAAUUGUUUUUCUGACUGGACUAAUGUUUCCAAGGAAAUAUCGUGGGAGAUCAUUUACAUACAACCCUACGAGACCGAUGAGAGGAGACAAAUAAAAAAAUGGCAAGGAUGCACUUUGAAUGAAUCAGGAAACUAUAAUCUCGAGGAACAGGGGAUUACUGCCAAAUUCUGGAAUGAAAAGGUAAAUCAGUAUCGGGUGAAUUUGUCUUUAGGAAUGGCAGUACGCCUCGUGGAGGCUUUGGAGGGGGUGCGUAAAGAAGAAAAACUAUCUAAAAUCGAAGACUUGAUACAAAUAAGAAGGUAG
Molecule: messenger RNA, 1110 nt
Organism: Trypanosoma theileri
Lineage: Eukaryota; Euglenozoa; Kinetoplastea; Trypanosomatida; Trypanosomatidae
Product: retrotransposon hot spot (RHS) protein
Exons: 1
Coding region: 1-1110 (369 amino acids)
Source: RefSeq, a predicted model, not a curated record